AUGGCCACGAACUUCCCUCUCGGGAUGGAAUUCGACGACUUCACGCAGGAAACGGACACUGUAGCAUCUGUACUGGUCAAAGAUGUGCUUACAGCCCAACAAGCGCAAGCCAUAGAGCGCAUCCAUAUCAAUGACAUGUUAUCCCAUCCGCUAGAGUAUCAAGCACUGCUUAUAUGCUUUCCUGGUUUGAAGCAGCUGCGACAGUCGCGCGAUGGCGCUGCAUCUGUGCUAGAUGGAGAUGAACUCCAGUGGAUCGAUUACUUCCGGACGAAGCGGCAAAGCAAGCUGCAAAGCAUUGAAGUUGUGACUGGCUACGAUAUAGACAAGUCGCAGGAUCGACGUAUCGGCGACAGAGAAGCUGCAGAAGGCCUGGAGAAUUAUCUUUCCAACCGCUACUACGCCGAGGCUCAAGCACAAGGCGGCAUGAUGGACGGCGAAGCAGUAGAUCAUGUCGACGAAGCUCUGCUUGAUCGCCUGUGCAAAAGCGAGCACUGCCUGAAGGAAUCGCCUCGCAGAUUCCUGGAUACAAACCAACGUCCUGGGCCUACCAAGACAACGCUUCGUGGACAAUAUUCUUUGUCUGCUGUCAACGAUGACGAGGAGUAUAGUGAUUCGGACGAUAGUAUAUCAGAGGAUGACGAAGAAGGACAGCUGCAGCGAAGAUUUCGCAUGAACUUCCGUCGCUUCCACGAUGAGAUGUUCCGCCGCGCGCACCUGCGAGGAUACACCCCGAUGUACAAACGGACAGACGUCCGCGUUGAGUAUCAUCGUGCUAGGUGA
Messenger RNA from Fulvia fulva, 780 nucleotides. RefSeq lists its product as uncharacterized. The transcript is spliced from 2 exons. Bases 1 to 780 code for a protein of 259 amino acids. The record is from RefSeq and is a predicted model, not a curated record. NCBI's taxonomy places the organism in Eukaryota, Fungi, Ascomycota, Dothideomycetes, Mycosphaerellales, Mycosphaerellaceae.